UUCUUCCAUGGGCGUAUCGGGUCAAUCCAAACCCCGUGGCUAUUCGCGCCUGGACCAGAUGAAUGCAAUUGACAUAGACUCAGAUGUUCUGCCUUCAGACGAACGAGAGGCCCAUGUGGUUCUUGUUGGCCAAUGCCCAGGCCUGGUGUCCCACUGGGCCAGCCUUUGGAUCUUUGAUGAUGGAACAAUCUGGUCUGUGGAGUUGUCAGCAGUGGACCCUGACAAUGGAGCACGUUGGGGCUCAAGCCAUUGCAGGAUGAAGCUUUUGGUGGUCGACAUGGAUGGUGAUCGAAGGAGGAGACUUUUGCCGUGCUUGUUUGGACCGCUUCCGGCGCUGCAACAUGUACCCGAAAGGCCGUGGCCAACAAGUUCAAGAUGCCCUUAACGAGAUUUGGCCAUGUGAAAGUGCUGAAAUCAGGGAGUUUCUCUUUUUCAUUGAUGCAGUGCUUUCGACAGAUGACCCGAAGAAAGAGUUUCUAAGAGCGAUGGACCGCAUUUGGCCAAUGGCAUCAGAGCAAGAUCUGGAAUACAUUGCAAGAGUUCUUUUUCUGACUUUCUUUUGACAACUCUGAAAGGUUGCAAGAUGAUGUAAUCCAAAGAGGGCUAGAAAUUCAUUUGCAAAAGUUCCCGGAAGUAUCAUAUGAAACGAUCCAAGGCCUCUUUCACAGUUUAGUUGACAUUGUGCAGUCUGGAGAGGAGUGCAGGAAGAGGUUCAGAGGAUCUAUGAACCUUCUGUGGCCAGUGGAUCCCCGCCGCAGAUUGGCUGAACGACUUUUGCUGAAGUACUUGGAUCACUUUGAGUAUGAGAUUUUGGACACAGAUGGGCCGAUCCGGGUAAGGACAUCGCUUUCUAGACUCAAGGAAGCAGCGGAAAAGAACCCCAUUAUUGGGUCACGUUAUGAUUUGCUGUUCAACAACUGUCAGUUGUAUUUGGUGCAUCUUUUGUACAAACAGUAUGACGUGGAAGGGGUACGGAUCCCCUGGAAUAUCGGUGCACUUGUCGCUGCACCCCUUCUGGUGAUCAUGGAAUCCAUUUUCAUCCUUGCAUAUCUGCAUUUUGGUGGCAACUCAUCUCUGAAUCAGAUACCAUUCCCAGCAAUGGCAUUCGGCUUUCUUUGGAUCCCAGCGGAAAUACUUUUUCUUUGCAUUUACUUAAACCGUUUGGCAUAGCGAACUGACUGGUGUGAGUGUGACAUAUGGGAGGCGCCAUGCGAUAAGGCUUUUUCACUGGGAUUCGUGGCUAUUUUCCUUUACACAAUUUAUUUUUUUGCGCUCUGUGUUUUGGGUGCCUGCUUUGGGCACUGGUGGUUGCAAGACUCGCGGAGUGUGACGAUCCCGACGAUAAGCGUUUGUUUGGACAUGAUUCUGGUUUGGCUCGCAGGAAUAACGAACUAUUCUGAUCGUGAUGACAGGCCUUUUCGUGAUCGUGGCUUUGUAUUGUGGCUCUUUGCACUGGUUCCUGUCAUGGCCGCUGGAACUGAUCAUCCCGAUGGCAAGCCUUAAUUUGGACUUGCUUCUGGUUUAUCUGGCAGGCGCCACGAACUAUGUUGAUCGCAAUGCGAGGUGGAGAACUUGCGCCUGCGGACAUUCGGAAAAAGGAAGCGCCAGGGCACUGGGAGGAGGCCCAACCGCUACAAAGUCGCCCAAAACGCGUGGCCUGGAGGUGGAACGCCCCCAGCGACGGAGUGAAGCGUUCCGAGCUUUGGAGGAGGCG
Molecule: messenger RNA, 1714 nt
Organism: Durusdinium trenchii
Lineage: Eukaryota; Dinophyceae; Suessiales; Symbiodiniaceae
Source: the annotation of a GenBank genome assembly